Linum tenue is the source of this 1270-nucleotide messenger RNA. NCBI's taxonomy places the organism in Eukaryota, Viridiplantae, Streptophyta, Magnoliopsida, Malpighiales, Linaceae. The record is from the annotation of a GenBank genome assembly.
AUGGAACUGUGGUCUACGGGCUGUGGCAGAGCCGCCAUGGGAAUAUGGGGUGAUGACAAGCGCAAAGAGAAACUGCACCAGAAUCACCUCUGUUUGUCAUAAAGGGGAGGGGAAGCAUUUUCGUUUCUCCACCAUGAAUUGUCAAAAGGACAGAUGGCGUUAAGUUUGGCGUUCCACCGUUUAGUGCUUCAUUUCGGCAGUCUGCAGUCACCGAAUAGAGAAGCAACGAGGGACAAACGAGAGCUAAGCUCGACGCGGCGUCCAUCGGCACUCGCCAGAAUUGGAUUGUCGCUGUCGCCGACUGGAGACGACGACGCGGCAGGGAUGAGCAUCAACACUGCGAGUUACUUACAACCUGGGUUUUCCAGGUUGCAAAGACAGCUUGCUCCUGGUGUGAAGGUUGGGAGACUGAAAUGGCUGAAAAUUCAGUGUUGGUCAAGGACCGGAGUUACUUGCUUGUCUGAGAAAGUAUCUUGCGCUAGUAAGGAACGUGAUAUGAGGUCACCAGUGGUUAAAAUGUGUGGGAUAACAUCAGCUAGAGAUGCUGCAAUUGCUGCCGAAGCUGGAGCUAAUUUUAUUGGGAUGAUACUAUGGCCCAAAUCUAAACGUUCAAUUUCACUCUCGGUUGCGAAAGAAAUUUCUAAAGUUGCUAGGGAAAAUGGAGCACAACCUGUUGGUGUAUUCGUUGACGAUGAUGCAGAAACGAUAAUGAGAGCUGCAGAAGUUGCUGAUCUUGAAUUUGUACAGCUUCAUGGGGGUGGUUCACGGGAAGCUUUGAAACAAUUAGUUCAGGAUACACGAAUAGUCUAUGUUCUUCAUGCAAACAAGGAUGGGGAGCUUCAAAAUCAAAUUUCAGAUGAAGAAAGUUCUCUGGUUGACUGGAUUCUCAUUGAUAGCGCAACCGGGGGCAGUGGAAAGGGAUUCAACUGGACUCAGUUUAAGUUACCUUCAAUUAGAAGCAAGCAUGGCUGGCUAUUAGCAGGAGGGAUAAACCCUGAAAACGUUUCUGAAGCCUUGGCAACCCUCAAGCCUGAUGGUAUAGAUGUUAGCAGUGGCAUUUGUGGCUCUGAUGGAAUCAACAAGGAUCGAUCCAGAAUAUCCUCAUUCAUGAGUGCCGUACGUUCUGUAAGCUAUUGAGAUCGUAUAAUGAGUCGAGGACCGCAAAAGGUUCUCAGCUCCCCCAUUGCAGACCAAUCAAGUUGGGUGAAAGAGGUCAAUGCAACGUUGCUGGUGUCACAUUCUAUUCAUCAUUCAGCUGCAAUUCAUGCAU